GCCAAUGAGUGCAUUCCACAUGCGGACAGCGAGAGCAGUACAUGCGGAUCAGGAGAGCGGCACAGCGGAGACACGCGAUUGGUGCUAGAGCUGCGAACACCGGCAGUGUGCUGCGGUUCACGGGAAUGAACGAGGGAUAGAUCCGAAAGACUAGUUAAGGGCUUUGUUUGGUUACUCGGCACAUCAUAAGGACACUAGGACUCCAAGCAGACAUCGAAAAAACUUAAAGACCAAAAACAACCAGCGAGUUUACGAUGCGCGUUGUGUAAUUCUUGCUUGAAUUAGUCCGUGGUUUGUAACUUUUCUUCUCAUUAAACGCCUGAACUAAAAAGUUAACAUCGGCUUUUAUCGUGUACUGUUUAUCUGAGGUCACUAACGUUACUGUUGUUUUUGGUUCAAGUUUUUCGUGGGUCCGAAGGUCUUGGGAAUCAGGACUGAAGGCUUUCAAGAAGCCAGUUUGUGGGGGGGUUGCGAGUCCGUUCAUAAUCAGCGUGUCCGUCCGUCCACGAUGGAGAACGCACAUACGAAAACCGUGGAGGAAGUUUACAGCUUUUUCGCCGUGAACGAGAGCACGGGGCUCGGCCUGGAGCAAGUGAAGCGUCAGCGGGAGAAAUGGGGACCGAACGAAUUGCCUGCGGAAGAGGGAAAAUCACUGUGGGAGUUGGUGGUGGAGCAAUUUGAGGAUCUUUUAGUGAGGAUUCUUCUCCUGGCAGCUUGCAUAUCUUUUGUACUGGCCUGGUUUGAAGAGGGAGAGGAGACCAUUACAGCAUUUGUGGAGCCUUUUGUUAUAUUACUAAUUCUUAUAGCCAACGCCAUUGUAGGUGUCUGGCAGGAGAGAAAUGCAGAAAAUGCCAUUGAGGCCCUCAAGGAGUAUGAGCCCGAGAUGGGCAAGGUCUAUCGCCAGGACAGGAAGACUGUACAGAGGAUCAAAGCCAGGGACAUCGUACCCGGGGACAUUGUGGAAGUUGCCGUGGGUGACAAAGUUCCUGCUGACAUUCGCUUGACUUCAAUCAAGUCAACAACCCUGAGGGUGGACCAGUCCAUUCUAACAGGAGAAUCUGUGUCAGUAAUCAAGCAUACAGACCCUGUCCCUGACCCUCGUGCUGUGAACCAGGACAAGAAGAACAUGCUCUUCUCUGGUACCAACAUUGCUGCAGGCAAAGCAGUGGGUGUAGUGGUUGCCACAGGCGUGAACACCGAAAUCGGCAAAAUCCGUGAUGAGAUGGCAUCCACAGAGCAGGAGCGCACGCCGCUGCAGCAGAAACUGGACGAGUUCGGCCAGCAGCUCUCCAAGGUCAUCUCGCUCAUCUGCAUCGCUGUGUGGAUCAUCAACAUCGGACACUUCAGCGAUCCCGUUCACGGCGGCUCGUGGAUCCGCGGGGCCGUGUACUACUUCAAGAUCGCUGUUGCACUGGCUGUGGCCGCCAUCCCCGAAGGCCUGCCCGCCGUCAUCACCACCUGUCUGGCUCUGGGUACCCGUCGCAUGGCCAAGAAGAAUGCCAUAGUACGCUCUCUGCCCUCGGUGGAGACCCUCGGCUGCACCUCCGUCAUCUGCUCCGACAAGACCGGCACGCUGACCACCAACCAGAUGUCCGUUUGCAGGAUGUUCAUUGUUGAUCAGGCAAAUGGAAACAGCUGCUCUCUCAAAGAGUUCACCAUUACUGGCUCCACAUACGCCCCUGAUGGACAAGUGUUUCAUGAGGAUAAACCAGUCCGAUGCUCCCAGUAUGACGCUCUGGUUGAAAUGGCCACCAUCUGUGCUCUGUGCAAUGACUCCUCUCUGGAUUACAAUGAGGCCAAAGGUGUGUACGAGAAGGUGGGUGAAGCCACAGAGACCGCCCUCACCUGCCUGGUGGAGAAAAUGAACGUGUUUGACACGCAACUGAAGGGCCUUUCCAAGGUUGAGAGGGCAAACUCCUGCAACUCGGUCAUCAAGCAACUGAUGAAGAAGGAAUUCACUCUGGAGUUCUCCCGAGACAGGAAGUCCAUGUCGGUCUAUUGCACUCCCAACAAAGCUCACUCCUCCAUUGGCAAGAUGUUUGUUAAGGGAGCUCCAGAGGGAGUUAUUGACAGAUGCACGCACAUUCGUGUAGGUGGGAAUAAGGUUGCACUGACAGCAGGCGUUAAAGAGAAGAUCAUGUCGGUGAUCCGUGAGUAUGGCACAGGACGUGACACACUGCGCUGUCUGGCUCUGGCCACCCGAGACAACCCAAUGAGUAAAGAGAGUAUGGUACUGGAGGACUCAAGCAGAUUCAUUGAGUAUGAGACGGACAUGACCUUUGUGGGAUGUGUGGGCAUGCUGGAUCCGCCCAGAGCUGAGGUGGCAGCUUCCAUCAAACUUUGUCGUCAAGCGGGCAUCCGAGUCAUCAUGAUCACAGGCGACAACAAGGGCACGGCCGUCGCCAUCUGCAGACGCGUUGGAAUCUUUGGAGAGGACAACGAUGUAUCACAAAUGGCCUACACUGGCCGUGAGUUUGACGAUCUGUCUGCUGCCACCCAGCGCGAGGCAGUGCUCACUGCCCGUUGCUUUGCCCGUGUCGAGCCAUCUCACAAAUCCAAGAUUGUGGAGUUUCUGCAGUCCCACGAUGAGAUCACUGCCAUGACUGGAGAUGGUGUGAAUGAUGCACCUGCUCUGAAAAAGGCUGAAAUUGGCAUUGCUAUGGGCUCAGGCACAGCCGUGGCUAAGACUGCCUCUGAGAUGGUCCUUGCUGACGAUAACUUUGCCACCAUUGUGGCUGCUGUGGAAGAGGGUCGAGCCAUUUACAACAACAUGAAACAAUUCAUCCGCUACCUCAUCUCCUCAAAUGUCGGCGAGGUGGUCUGUAUUUUCUUAACGGCGGCUCUGGGCUUCCCCGAGGCUCUGAUUCCAGUUCAGCUUCUGUGGGUGAAUCUGGUGACCGACGGUCUGCCUGCGACUGCACUGGGCUUCAACCCACCCGACCUGGACAUCAUGAGCAAACCCCCUCGCAAUGCCAGAGAACCCCUCAUCUCUGGAUGGCUCUUCUUCAGAUACCUAACCAUUGGCUGUUAUGUGGGUGCUGCUACUGUAGGUGCUGCUGCGUGGUGGUUCAUUGCUGCUGAAGAUGGGCCCAGAGUCACCAUCUAUCAACUGAGUCACUUCCUUCAGUGUGCACCAGACAACCCUGAGUUUGAGGGUCUGAAGUGUGACGUGUUCGAGUCUCCCUAUCCCAUGACCAUGGCGCUGUCUGUACUAGUCACCAUUGAGAUGUGCAACGCCCUUAACAGUGUUUCUGAGAACCAAUCUCUGCUUCGCAUGCCCCCCUGGGAGAAUGUGUGGCUGCUUGGAGCCAUCUGCCUCUCCAUGUCCCUCCACUUCCUUAUCCUUUAUGUGGAGCCCCUGCCGAUGAUCUUCCAGAUCACCCCACUGAACGUGACCCAGUGGCUUACAGUUUUGAAGAUUUCCCUGCCUGUCAUCUUGCUGGACGAAGUGCUCAAGUUUGUGGCUAGAAACUACCUGGACAAGCCCAAAGAUCUGGACAGUCCCAAGGGCAAGGCCUGCUUGCUCAGCACCUGCGCGGAGGGCAUUUCCUGGCCUUUCGUGGCUUUCUCACUCCCCCUGGUGCUGUGGAUCUACAGCACUGACACUAACUUGGCCAAAAUGUUCUGGUCUUGACUGAAAUGUGCACAAAAGUGUGCCUCCGCAACAGAGAAUGUGUACGAGAAGGACAGGACUAACUCAAAAAUAACCGUGAUAUAGAAAUAUAACCUUUUUUUUUAACAUGUCCAGUGGGGAUUGAGGAGACCAUACAGACCUGAAGUCUUCAAGUAUAGUGACCAUUGAUUUCUUUUUGUUAUUGCAUUUUUAAUCAUUUGUUUAAUGUCUUAUUUCAAACCAGUAUCAAUUAUGAUGAUAUCCAAUUUGGUUUGGCCCCAAAUUAUGUUUAAAUGGCUGAAUGGGAAAAAAAAAGUGCUUGUGUACAGACAUUUAACACUAUUUUAUGCAAUUGUUUAUUUGUUCAGUUUGCUAACAGAGAGCAGAGUGGGUAGGGUAGAAAGAGAGAGUGAGAGAACAAGACAGAACUGUUUACUAAUGUUUACCUUUGUGUCUUUGGCGUGAACAUCGCUCAGAGCCAAUGGACUAGCAUGGUGUUUCAAAGCAGCAUGGGAAAGAGAGUGCUGGACUGAAUGUUUGAAUGCUUCACAGUCAAAUCCUCAGAUGAAAGCUGCAUGUUCUGUAUUUUGCAUGCAUUUUAUGUGGUUUUUCACUUAUGAUUUGUACCUGUAUGUCUUUCCCCAUGUGUAAUAACUUCCAUUUUUAUGGGUAUAUAUUUUGUUUCCACUAUUACCUGACACUUUUGAUUAGUAAAGCCAGUUUUUCUGCACUAGGCAGAGUACAGCUACCUCAGGACUGUCAGAUUAGACUCUCUCUGGUUGCUUCUCCCCACUUAGCUUUACACCGCUUGUACACAUUAAUGCAUGAGGUUUGCCUCUAUUUGAUGAUAAACCGAAUUUAGAUUCUUUUUGCCCUAACUAAUCUGUUUUAAGUUUUGUUUGUUUGUUUGUUUGUUUGUUUUCACUGUAUUUUAUAAUUGAUUGAACUUGCAUUAACUUAAUUUGGGGGUUUUGUUUUGGGGAGGGGUGGGUGGACAAAAGAAGUAAAUGUUACCGUUUAGUG
Messenger RNA from Sinocyclocheilus rhinocerous, 4636 nucleotides. RefSeq names its product sarcoplasmic/endoplasmic reticulum calcium ATPase 2-like. The record is from RefSeq and is a predicted model, not a curated record. Gene Ontology annotation, cellular component: membrane. Gene Ontology annotation, molecular function: P-type calcium transporter activity; ATP hydrolysis activity; ATP binding. The transcript has 21 exons. NCBI's taxonomy places the organism in Eukaryota, Metazoa, Chordata, Actinopteri, Cypriniformes, Cyprinidae. Gene Ontology annotation, biological process: calcium ion transport. Bases 509 to 3634 code for a protein of 1041 amino acids.